CAAUGAGUUCCUGUCCUAUUUGAAAAGUAGAAGGAACAGCAGGCGGCUGACGCCCAGCGAUCACUGCGCUCCUCCCCCUCAUUCGGCCUCCACCGCAUGGACGAGAUCGAGAAGGUGUUCGACCGCUACGACGCCAACGGCGACGACUGGAUCUCCGCCUCCGAGCUCGACGACAUCCUCCGCGCCCUCGGUUCCACCGCCUCCCCCGCGGAGAUACGCGACAUGAUCGCCGAGAUGGACACCGACGGAGACGGCUUCGUCGAUCUCCAAGAGUUGGUUGAUUUCCACCGCCGCGGCGUUGGCGGCGCAGGCGCCGACAAGGAGCUAAGGGAGGCGUUCGACGUGUACGACCUCGACGGCAACAGGCUGAUAUCCGCGGAGGAACUCCAUCGGAUGCUGAAGCAGCUCGAGGAGAAGUGCUCCGUCAAGGAUUGCACGCGGAUGAUCGGAUCCGUCGACGAGGAUGGCGAUGGGAACGUCAACUUUGAGGAGUUCAAGAGGAUGAUGGCUAAGGGCGGAGAUGAAGUCCUCUGCUUUCGUCGGUGGGCGAGAGAUCCUGUUUGAUUGGGGAAAUAGGCGACUGGGACAAACGAUCUGACGUCAUAGGUUAGCAUUUAUAAUUGUAUCUAAAGAACUAAUUUGGCGUUGGUUUGCGUAUUAAUUAGUCUUGGAUCUAGUAAACCUCUAUUGCGUCGAUCAGAUCGCAGGCGAUAUAUAUCACGGGAUACAUUCUGUUUAUAAUUGAAUGGCAUAUUUUAGAGUGAUUAAAUGUUAUUAUAGGAUUUUUAAACAGUUGCUGGAAAGUGCAAUAACACUAUUUGUAAGAAUGGACUCUAUUUAUUUGUUUUACUAAAACGAAAAA
This is a messenger RNA of Zingiber officinale, 862 nucleotides long. Its product is annotated as probable calcium-binding protein CML18. Bases 97 to 564 code for a protein of 155 amino acids. NCBI's taxonomy places the organism in Eukaryota, Viridiplantae, Streptophyta, Magnoliopsida, Zingiberales, Zingiberaceae. Gene Ontology annotation, molecular function: calcium ion binding. The record is from RefSeq and is a predicted model, not a curated record. The transcript has a single exon.